ACAAGUCUAUCAUAACUAUUGAGAUACUCUAACAACAACAACUAGGCCUUCUCUCUUUGCCGCUCCCAUGCUCACAAAAUCUCUAUCCUAGUCUGGUUGGAGUACGAGAGCGAGAGUUCGCGAUGGCUCCAACUCAUGGAUCUUGGUCUCAUCUCAUAAAAAAGCACCUCUCUCAAGGAGCCCCRGAAGAAGCUCUUCUUCUUUACAUCCAAAUUCGCUGCAAAGGAAUCCACCAUUAUGGUGUUAUUCCUCUACUACUCAAGGCUUGUGGGUCUCUGUCCAUGCUUCACCACGGGAAAGCUUUGCAUGCUGAGUCGAUCAAAAUUGGGGUGGAUUCAGAUGUGGGGAUAGGGACUUCAUUGGUUAGCAUGUAUUCUAAAUGCCGCGAUAUAGUUUGUUCCCGCAGGGUAUUUGACGAAAUGCCCGAUAGGAAUGUGGUAACAUGGAAUGCAAUGAUAGGAGGGUAUUCAAGGAAUGGUGACAUGGGUUCUGCAUCAUUUAUUUUUGAACGGAUGCCAGAGAAGACGGAAGUUACAUGGGCAGAGAUGAUUGAUGGAUUUGCAAGGAAUGGGGAUAUUGUUGCUGCUAGGCGUUUAUUCGACUGCUCUCCACAUGAGAUGAGGAAUCUAGUGACAUGGACUGUGAUGAUCGAUGGAUAUGUGAGGAUUGGGCAGUUGAAGACGGCAAGGCAGCUAUUUGAGGAGAUGCCACAGCGGAACUGCUAUUCUUGGUCGUCAAUAAUUGCUGGCUACUGCAAGAAGGGUAACGUCAAGGAGGCGAGAGAGAUCUUUGAUCGCAUUCCAGUCAAGAAUUUGGUGAACUGGAAUUCAUUGAUUGCUGGAUAUGCACAGAAUGGAUAUUGCGAAGAAGCUCUGGAGGCUCUCGCUAAGAUGCAGGCCGAGGGAUUUAAGCCUGAUGAAGUUACAGUAGCAAGUGCAUUAUCAGCUUGUGCACAAAUGGGUUCUUUGGAUUAUGGAAAAGAAAUCCAAAAUCUUAUAAAUUGUAGCAAUAUAAAACCUAACCAGUUUGUCUUUAAUGCAUUGGUUGACAUGUACGCAAAAUGCGGGGACUUGCAUAAUGCAAGAAUGAUUUUUGAAAGGAUGCCCCAGAGGAAUGUUGUUUGUUGGAAUGCAAUGAUCUCAGGCCUUGCCAUUCAUGGUCGGAGUGAAGAGGCUCUUGAUCUUUUUGGCCGAAUGGAGGAGUCAAGCCAGAAGCCCAAUGAGGUCACAUUUCUCUCCGUUCUUUUUGCUUGUGCACAUGGAGGAUUCGUGAAGAAAGGCUUAGAAAUCUUCUCCAAAAUGAAAGAGGAAUAUGGUUUAGUUCCAGGGAUUGAGCAUUACGGUUGCUUGGUUGACCUUUUGGGACGGGCAGGAAGACUGAAUGAGGCAUAUGGUUUGAUCAAGAGUAUGCCCAUGAAACCAAAUGAUGUGAUCUGGGGGGCUCUGCUUGGAGCUUGUAGGAUUCAUUUGGAUGCAGAGAUGGUGGAGUGCGUGGAGAAAGAUAUUGAGAUUUCUGAGUUUGUUAAGGAUACUGGUGAUGAUGCACGCUAUGUGCUGUUAUCAAAUAUAUAUGCUGCUUCAGAGCGAUGGGAGAAGGCCGAAAAGAUUAGGAUGGCCAUGGUGGAGAAGGGGGUUCGAAAGAUGCCUGGGUACAGUUCUAUUAUGCUUGGAUCAUCCAGUUCGAAAGAUGCUUGGAUGUACUGAGCACCAAUUUCAUGCUGGUGUUCAAGCAGAUUCUCAGAUUCGUCACUUGUAUAAAGCACAUAUAUUGAACGUCUCAGUUCUUAGAAAUGCGCAAUACGGAUACAGGGUAUUGAAGAUUAUGGCCAUAACUAAGAGUGGCGCCUUCUCCAUCAUAUCUCACAAUGCUGGUUCAAUUAUUUUUAGUCGGCUCUUCAUUGUGACUUGUGAGCUUCUCCUGGAAGGCUGGCUGACCCAGUAAGCACUAAUUUUUCAGCACUUGUAAAUUCAUUCUAUAUGUGUAUCAAAUUCUGUAAAGUUUUCGGUAUGUAAAAUACAAGUAUUUCAUACACAAGGAUAAACAAUUAUA
Molecule: messenger RNA, 2049 nt
Organism: Nelumbo nucifera (sacred lotus)
Lineage: Eukaryota; Viridiplantae; Streptophyta; Magnoliopsida; Proteales; Nelumbonaceae
Product: Pentatricopeptide repeat (PPR-like) superfamily protein
Biological process (GO): RNA modification
Molecular function (GO): protein binding; RNA binding
Source: RefSeq, a predicted model, not a curated record